AUGGCAGACUUGUUUGUUGGCAAGAUCUUGGAUAAUUUUGUUAUGCAGUGGUUGAGGAAGCCAACAAAUGAAAAUCCAACUCAUGUUGCUAGCCCUACUCUGUACAAAAACAUUUCUCUUCUAUCCAUAGUGGGUCAUGGUGGCAUGGGCAAGACAACUCUCUUACAACACAUCUAUGAAGAUCUGAAAGAAGAAUUUGAACUGAAAAUGUGGGUUUGUGUUUCCAACGACUUUGAUGCAAAAAAGGUGAUUGCCAAUAUGUUGGAAUGUCUUAACAAGGAGAGGCCUCAUUUGGAGUCACUCGCUGCUGUUCAAGAGAGUCUUAAAGUUGUCGUGCAAUCUAAAAGGUUCUUGCUUGUUCUAGAUGACAUUUGGGAAGAAGAUAUGGGCAAAUGGGAGAAUGUACUCUGCCCUCUAGUUUACGGAGGCUUGGGAAGUAAAAUUUUGUUGACUACCCGGUUGGAUACAGUUGCAUCGGCGAUUGCACGCGUUAUUAGUAAGGAUAAAGAAAUUUAUCCAUUAAAUGGCUUAGAGGAAGAUGUGUGUUUGAAGCUACUCAACAACCAUGCAUUUGCUGGUGUAAAGAACCUUGGUGCUCAUACAAAGUUAACAGACAUUGCUAGUUCGAUAGUUAAAAAGCUUUCAGGCUCUCCAUUAGCCGCAAAGGUCAUUGGUGGUGUUCUCAAUUCUAAAUUGAAUGAGAGCUUUUGGUUGAAAGUUUUAGAAAGUAAUGUUGUAAUAGUAGAACCAGAACCGAGUCGCAAUAACAUUUUGCUUAUCUUAAAAUUGAGUUUUACAUUUCUCCCACAACCUCUACAAAAUUGCUUUGCAUUUUGUGGCGUAUUCCCACAAGAUCAUGAGUUUAAUAAAGAUGAUUUGGUUCGAAUAUGGAUUGCAUUGGGUUUCAUUCAGGAAUCUUCAAUUGAAGGAGAGACUUUGGAAGAUAUUGGAGGAAGGUAUUUUGAUGUUUUGGUCAGAAAAUCUUUCUUUGAUGAGUUUCACGAUUAUAAGAGAAUAUACUAUAAGAUGCAUGAUUUAUUACAUGAUUUGGCAGAGUCUAUUUCUUCAGAGGAAUGUUUCGGAUUUGUGGGAGAUGAUGUUCUGUCUUUUAAACUUCCUAAAAAUGUUCGACACUUAUUUGUUAAAACCGAAAAUCCAGAAGUGUUGAGAAUGAUCAUAGAUGUUAAAAAUCUACAUUCUCUUUUUUUGACAGUUGAUUAUCAAGAUUUAACUGAAAUACUUAUUGAGAUUUUUGGAGCAUCGAGAAGGAUUCGUUUGUUGUUCAUAUGCUCUCGAAGGACGAAAAAAAUUUCUGAGGCUAUUAAAAAUUUGAGACAUCUUCGAUAUUUGAAUCAUGAUGGAUAUCUCACUCAGAUGCCAAGAUCUCUAAGCAGUCUUUAUCAUUUGCAGUUCAUAAUCUGUAGAAAUCGUGGAGUCCCCUCUGAAGUUCUCUUACCAUACGAUGUGAGUAAUCUUUCUAACCUGCGUCGCUUGGAAUUGCACCAUAAAGUAUUUUCUAGUGUACCUGGAAUUGGGAAAUUAAGAUCACUUCAAGAACUAAAUGAGUUUAAUGUUAAGAAUGAGAAUGGUUAUAGAAUUGGGGAGUUGGAACAGAUGAGGGAGUUGCGCAAAUUAAAAAUUCAUUUUCUAGAAAACGUGAAGGAUGCAAUAGAGGCUUGCAAUGCAAAAUUAUUUGAGAAGAGAAAACUAACAGAUUUAUUCUUGAAUUGGGGCAAUACUGUUGACGAGAAAUUUGGAAGCAUAAAAGUUCCUCAGCUCCAGCAGCUUCUACACAUCCCUGGCUCUCUGAAACAAUUAUUUCUUAACCACCUGGAAUCAUUGCAGUGCCUGCCAUCUUCUUUGCCGGCCAUCUCAUCCCUCAAGCAUCUAGAAUUAGAAAGCAUUCCACUCCUCAAAUCAUUGCCAGAACUCCCUCCCUCUUUGUUUCGUCUGUAUAUAGAGAGUCUUAAGCUAGAGUGCCUGCCAUCUUCUUUGUCGGCCAUAUCAUCCCUCAAGUUUGUAGAUUUAGCUUACAUUCCACUCGUCAAAUCAUUGCCAGAACUCCCUCCCUGUUUGUCUAGUCUGGCUAUAUGUAGUCUUGAUAACCUAGAGUGCCUUCCAUCUUCUUUGUCGGCCAUCUCAUCCCUCAUGGAGCUUCAUUUAGAAAUCAUUCCACUCCUCAAAUCAUUGCCAGAUCUCCCUCCCUCUUUGUCUUGUAUGUUUAUAACGAGUCUUGAUAAACUAGAGUGCCUGCCAUCUUCUUUGUCGGCCAUCUCAUCCCUCCAGCUUCUAAAUUUAGAUAGCAUUCCACUCCUCAAAUCAUUGCCAGAACCCCCUCCCUCUUUGUGUGAACUAUAUAUAAAGAGUCUUGAUAAGCUAGAGUGCCUGCCAUCUUCCUUGUCGGCCAUCUCAUCCCUCAUGCUUCUAGAAUUAGAAAGCAUUCCACUCCUCAAAUCAUUGCCAGAACUCCCUCCCUCUUUGCCUCGUCUGUCUAUAAAGAGUCUUGAUAACCUAGAGUGCCUGCCAUCUUCUUUGUCGGCCAUCUCAUCCCUCAAGCAUCUAGAAUUAGAUAGCAUUCCACUCCUCAAAUCAUUGCCAGACCUCCCUUCCUCGUGUUCAAUAAAAGUAACAAAUUGUGAUCCAGAGUUGAUGAAGCGUUAUUAACAAAUAUUGAGGGCACAAGAUUGCAUACGUUCCCCAUGUGCCUGGACUCCAUUAUUCAUGUUGAACAUAAAGCUAUUCUUGAGGAAAUGAGAAGCUGUUAUUCUUCUUACUUGCAAGACCAACCAUGGGAAACUAUGUCUGGCCGACAUGAUGUAUCCCCAAAUGGGUCAAUGGGAACCAAUCACAAGGAGACAAACUACCCCAGCAUUCUUGAAGAUGGAAAAAUUCUAGAUAACUUCAACCUGGGGAGGAUUUUUGAAUCCCUUUCUUCUGGUAAAGGUGAU
Messenger RNA from Phalaenopsis equestris, 2948 nucleotides. RefSeq names its product putative disease resistance protein RGA3. Gene Ontology annotation, biological process: defense response to other organism. The record is from RefSeq and is a predicted model, not a curated record. NCBI's taxonomy places the organism in Eukaryota, Viridiplantae, Streptophyta, Magnoliopsida, Asparagales, Orchidaceae. The transcript is spliced from 3 exons. Bases 1 to 2664 code for a protein of 887 amino acids. Gene Ontology annotation, molecular function: ADP binding.